AUGAGGAGUUCUAAGAAAACAAUAACCAAAAGAAAGGCUCCACCGAAAAAAAGGCAGAGAGGAGGCAAAUUUGACAUUCAAAACUGGAUUGCAAAGUUAGGAGUGGAAUUUCAUCCUUAUUCUUUAUCUAAAAAGAAACGUUAUCAAUUCUUAGAACCAGGCACAUUUUUGAAAAAACGCUUGGAUCGAGGGGAUCAGGGCAUCAAUCGUUUGGAUCGCAUUGCCAGACGGCACGACAUUGACUACUCUAAGGCCAAGAGUCUAGAGGAUAAAUGGAAAGCCGACGAUAAGAUGGUAGCCUCUAUUAAAAAUCUUCCUGGCAAGAAAUCACUGAUGGAACACCUGGCGCGUUACAUUAUACAAACUAAGAAACAAUUGAAAUUGUAA
Pocillopora meandrina is the source of this 387-nucleotide messenger RNA. The record is from the annotation of a GenBank genome assembly. NCBI's taxonomy places the organism in Eukaryota, Metazoa, Cnidaria, Anthozoa, Scleractinia, Pocilloporidae.